Spirometra erinaceieuropaei is the source of this 3047-nucleotide messenger RNA. Lineage: Eukaryota; Metazoa; Platyhelminthes; Cestoda; Diphyllobothriidea; Diphyllobothriidae. The record is from the annotation of a GenBank genome assembly.
AUGCCAAAAUCUAAGACCGACCGUUCAGGAAAGGUGAAAGUGGCCCCAUUCCCAUCUCCUUCUAUCGAGCGAGUCGACGUAAGUCAGGAACCAGUCUCCCAGCUGAAGCCCCAGGACGGUCCGCCUACUUCAGUGGUGGCAGCGCAACGACCGUGCCCACAACCCCUGCACAUGUCUGGCAACAAAAUAAACACAACGCGCACCGUCGAUAUACCACCCUACGAUGGUACCGAGUCUUUUACGGUGUGGCUCAGACGCGCGAAGUUCUAUUUGCGGGAGAUCUCAGAGGCCGACAGGCCCUGGACACUACUCAAGGCCCUCGCGCCUAGACAGCUAGACAAAGCGCUCGACGCUGGUAUUAACGCCGAUCUUCCCUUUGACGCGCUGUGCCAACGCCUGGCUAACUUGUUCAGCCAAACAUACUCCUUUGGCGACGCGAUGGAACAGUUACAGCAACGGCGAUUGAAACAGGACGAAGCCCUGAACCAGCUGGUGGAAGAUCUGGAACGCCUGACAACUGUCGCAUUUCCCUCUUUGGGCUCCGCCGAUAAAGACAAUACAGUACUUUAUCAUUUUAUUAAAGCGCUGCCGUCAUUCGACCUUUCACGCUCACUGUUGUUGUAGCCGUGCUCCAAGCGUUGCGCGAAACGGGCCUUACGCUUAACCCACAGAAGUGUCAAUGCCUUCGAGAGAAGGUUAAUUACCUAGGACACGAAGACAGCCCGUCGGGUAUCAAAGUCUCAGCCGAAAAGGCGGGAGCUAUUCUCACUUGGCCGACGCCAAACUCCACCACGGAUGUCAGAAGUUUUAUCGGGUUGGCGUCCUAUUACAGACGGUUUAUUCGUGAUUUUGCAGGUAUUGCGCGUCCGUUACACCGCCUUACAGAAAAGGGGCGCGAAUUUCGUUGGACGGACGAAUGCCAGGCCGCGUUUGACGAGCUGAGAACCCGCCUGUCGAGAGCACCGAUACUUAUGCUCCCCAAUACCACCGAGACGGCGCCACCCUUCGUACUUGACACGGACGCCAGUGCCUUCGCCAUGGGAGGUGUCCGUUCGCAAACCAACGAUAACGGCCUAGAACGCGUUAUCUGUUUAGCUAGCAAAACGCUCACCAAGCCACAACGAAAUUACUGCACAUAUCGACGCGAACUAUUGGCCAUAGUCACCUUCGUUAAACAAUUUCGGCCAUAUCUGCUAGGUAAGCCGUUCGUCAUACGCUCCGAUCAUAAGGCUCUGCAAUGGCUACAAAACACGAAGGACGCAGAGGGUCAACUUGCUCGCUGGCAGGAAAUGUUACAGGAAUAUCAUUUCACUUGUACAUACCGCCCCGGGAAACAGCACGGCAACGCCGACGCCUUGUCCCGACGGCCGACAACGCCAGCCACACACGACGAAGACCUCGCGAUAGGCGAACUCAACGCCAUUUACGCCAGCAAACCCGCUAGACACCAUUUGGCAAUAGCCCAGAGCACAGACCUUGAUACCGCAGUAGUUUACGAUCACCUGUUAAACCGGCGACACCGUCCUACAGACGAUGAAUUGCGUGGGUCGUCAGAAGAAGCACAUAUACUGCGGAGCCAAUGGCCACGGCUGCAUAUCGACGAAGAUAUCCUUCUCAUUAAGGACGAGAACACAAAAACCGACAGAAUAGUAGUACCAGGCAGCCUCGUACACGUGGUCCUCACGGAUCUACACAACGAGUUAGGCCACGUCGGGCAAGCCAAGACAGAAGCCGCCACUCGGCAACGAUUUUGGUGGCCCCAUCUACGAGAACACAUCGCCACCUUCUGCAAUACAUGCAUGACGUGCGCUAAGUUCAAGGCACCUAGACAACUCCCACGUGCACCGUUGCAACCCAUGCACACUAGCUUUCCGUUCCAGCGGCUGGGCCUGGACAUCAUCGGCCCCCUCCCCUUUACGACAACCGGCCAUCGGUUCAUACUGGUGAUGGUGGAUUAGUUCACCAAAUGGGCAGAGGCUGUGCUGCUAUUACGACAAGACGCAGUGUCGCUCACCAAUGCAAUCUGCAACAACUGGAUUUGCCGGUUCGGUGUUCCGUUGUCAAUACAUUCCGACUGUGGGGCUAACUUCGACAGCAAAUUGCUGCAAGAGGUCUGUGACCUCCUUGAUAUCUACAAGACCCGCACCACUCCAGCACAUCCCGAAGGCAACGGAUUGGUGGAACGAACCAACCGUACACUGAAUCAACUGUUGAAGGCGUUCGCAGAAGACCAUCAUCCCCACGACUGGGAUAAACGCCUACCGUGUGCCAUGAUGGCGUACCGUGCUAACACACACACGUCAACUGGCUACCCACCUUUCUUUAUGCUAACAGGACGUCAAUUUCGCCUUCCCGCAGAUUCACGGUUUCCACAACCCGCCGCAAACGAAUACGCACCAGAUAGCUACGUAUGGCAGCUGCAGGAUUUGCUACGCUCCACCUACACCCUCGCACGUAACCACCUAGCAGCGGACGCCGAACGACAGAAAACAUACUUUGACCGUCAGGCCCACGGCAUCACCUACCAGCUAGGCGAUGUGGUUUGGCGUUUCCGAUCAGUACCGCCCUUAGGGACAGCGGCCAAGUUCUUUCACCCGUGGGAUGGACCAUUCGUUGUUGUCGACGUCAUGCACCCCACCACGUAUGUAUUGCGUGAUGCUUCACGCCCCGAUGGACCCAUCUUCACCACCCAUUUCGACAAGCUAAAACCUUACAGAGGACGGCUACCCACCGCCACCGCGGACGUAACCCCCAUCAUUCCCCCACAUUUAGUCCCCACCCCAGUGGUUGAAGAAACAGUGGACAUGACCCAACCAGACAGCCCUGCGGGCAGGGCUCCAUCUGAGGAAGGAGGUAUGUAAGAACCAGAAAGGCAAGUUUGUUUAAAAGAGUGAGAAAAACAGGCGAGCGGGAAAAAAGGAGGCGGGAGGUUUCGUGCCGUGGUUUGAGUGCGUCUUCUCUCUGAUAUUGCAGGUGAGGACAUCGAACGUGAGCAAGGAAACGCCCAAAAUCCCGUGGAUAUCGUACCUCCGGAACCACCUCCCUGA